AUGUUUAAACCAGGAAUAAGCAGAGGGUUUACUAGACGGUUUUCCCGGUCGAUACCAAGGACAGAUCUUUUUGGCGGUGGUAAGAUAGCUAAUCCCAAUCAGCAGAUUGGUGCACCAUCUGGAAAAUCUGAAACUUCAGCAAAUCCGGCUGACUUGUUCAAGAAAAAUGAUAUUUUGAUGUUUUCCACAAAGCCCAUCAAUUAUAUCGAAUCAGUUAAACCAAAUGGGUUCCACCUCUCAAACAACUUGUUCAUCUCGUCACCAGAUACGAAUGGUGACAUAAUUGGGGCUUUACUUGUGGAAACUGAGACUUAUGAAGUCAAUCUAUCUAAAGAAGGUUUCAAGAUCAUAAACGGAUUCUUGGUGGAGUUCAGUAAUGAUAUACUUAAAGUAUUCGAAAAAAUUAACCCCAAACCCGAGAUCUUGGUGGUAGGACUCGGGAAGAAGUCUCGAAUGUUAAGCCCCGAUAACAGGAAGUACUUGUCAAGUUUAGGUAUCCAGUUGGAAGUAGGAGAUUCUUCUCAUUCAGCCCAGAUUUUUGAUCUAUUAAGCACAGAAAGACCUAAGACCAUCGGAGCACUCUUGCUUCCUCCAAACGUAUAA
Molecule: messenger RNA, 603 nt
Organism: Yamadazyma tenuis ATCC 10573
Lineage: Eukaryota; Fungi; Ascomycota; Pichiomycetes; Serinales; Debaryomycetaceae
Biological process (GO): mitochondrial respiratory chain complex I assembly
Cellular component (GO): mitochondrial inner membrane
Source: RefSeq, a predicted model, not a curated record